AUGACAGUCCGAUAUGUGCCACCGUUGGACAAUUCCACGAUGGACAGCCCUUCGCGGCAGAUCAUGCAAGAGCUCAUUCAAGGUCUUGAGAGCGUCAAAAUCUUCAAUGCUGACUUGAAGAAGGUCCAUGAAUAUGAGCGCACUGCCUACGAGAAUGAGCUCGACCGAAAGGAUCGUGAAGUAGAAGCGAUCCAUAAUGCCGCUCUAGAUGAGGCAGCAGCACAUCAUACACAAUUACGCGAAGAGGCCGAGGCUACCCUCAGAGCGCACGUUCGCGCAGAAGAGGAGGCACAGCGACAACGAGAAGAAGCCGCCCGCAAGGAGAAAGAGCGGAUCGAGAAGGAAAGAGCCGAAAAACUCCGUCGUGAGCAGGAAGAAGCCGCGCGUGUGGAGGCCGAACGCCUGGCCAAAGAACAGGCCAAGGAGAAGGCCAAGGCAGAGGAAGCACGUAAAGCCCAGGAGGCUGAAAGCGCACGCAACGCAGCGAUACAGGAGAGCCAGCGCAAAGAGCGCGAGGCAGCUGAGGCUCAACAGCGCAAGCAAGAGCAAGAUGCUCAAAAAGCCAAGGAGGAAGCUGAAGAGCGAGCUCGCAGUCAGCAGCAGCAAAAGCUCGGGGCUGGACGUCUCUCUGAAAAGGAACUCGCGACCCAGAAGCGCUAUGUUGAGCUUCAUAAAGUUCUUAAAGAGUUUCGUGCGUGGCUGGUUGGCGAGAGCAAGAAGAAUCCCGAGAUGAAGAAAUAUGUCGGAGAUCUACGUCGGACGAUCAGGAAGUCCGUUGGUCAACUUCGUGCCGGCAAGGGUGCUAACGCAGCUCAACUUGCCCAAAUUAAGUCCGAGCUUGAAAAGGCCGCUGCGAUUCCCGAACCCUCGGUUGAUGUGCAACGAUUCAUGGCCUUUCCACCCGCUAAUAUGGCUUUGGAAAAACACAAGAUUUCCGCCAUGCUUCUUUAUGCUUUGAAUAUCUACGCAAAGGCAUUGAUAUCUGCCCUCCUCACCGAAGCAGCUCUCAACCCAGGCCAUGCCGAGCCACUUGGCAUCAUGGCAGCACAGAUAUUCUCCCAGGAGGCCUUUAUGUACCAGGGCAUGCCCCUUUCAGACGUUUUGAUGGCCAAGUUCCGGGUAGUGUGCCCUGCCCUCUGGGGCUUCACUGGCAACGACAAAACCGAUUCUGGACGGCGUGCCCUGGGCUGGUGGCGUGAAGAAGCCGACGGUCCGUUCAUCUCCGAGCAAGCACACCUGGAUCGGAUGACUGCUCUGGGAUCCGGAUACGCGGCCAUCACCCUGCGUAACUUCGGUAAAACAGCUCGCAAAAACCCCUUCCCCAACACCAUGUUCUGGGACUCCAUCACCAAAAUCCUGGCUAUUCCACCUUCAGAAAUACAGGAGACCCAAAUUAUUCUCCUGGGCUCUCUCCUCCGCUCCUCCCCCGAACGCAUUCUGGGAUUCUUUGGCCAAAUCGGCCUCGUCCUCAUGCGCAAAGCUUUGGUCGAACUCCCUGCAGCUGUUCCCAAGCAAACAGUCGCAGUCAUCCAACUGACGGCACUGAAAGAGACGCUACGCCGGGAGAAGAAUAUCUUACUAUGA
Messenger RNA from Penicillium nucicola, 1584 nucleotides. RefSeq names its product putative RNA export mediator Gle1. The coding region runs from base 1 to 1584 and encodes 527 amino acids. Lineage: Eukaryota; Fungi; Ascomycota; Eurotiomycetes; Eurotiales; Aspergillaceae. Gene Ontology annotation, molecular function: phospholipid binding; inositol hexakisphosphate binding; translation initiation factor binding. Gene Ontology annotation, biological process: regulation of translational termination; regulation of translational initiation; poly(A)+ mRNA export from nucleus. Gene Ontology annotation, cellular component: nuclear pore cytoplasmic filaments; nuclear pore; cytoplasm. The record is from RefSeq and is a predicted model, not a curated record. The transcript has 2 exons.